Molecule: messenger RNA, 1127 nt
Organism: Hyaena hyaena (striped hyena)
Lineage: Eukaryota; Metazoa; Chordata; Mammalia; Carnivora; Hyaenidae
Gene: ZNF511
Product: zinc finger protein 511
Exons: 6
Coding region: 20-811 (263 amino acids)
Source: RefSeq, a predicted model, not a curated record
GCCGCCGGCGCGCCGGGCGAUGCAGCUGCCGCCCGCGCUGCACUCCCGCCUGGCGGGGGGACCCGGGGCGGCCGAGCCGCUGCCCGUGGAGCGGGACCCUGCGGCCGGGGCCCCGCCCUUCCGCUUCGCGGCGCGCCGGGUGCGCUUCUCGCGGGAGCACGAGUUCUUCGAGGAUGGGGACGUGCUUCGACACCUCUACCUUCGGGACGUGCUCACGCAGGUGACCGAGGCGCCCGAGAGGCCCAGGGUGCCUGAGUUCACCUGUCAGGUGGCAGGCUGCUGCCAGGUGUUCGACAGCCUGGAGGACUACGAGCACCACUACCACACUCUGCACAGAAACGUCUGCUCCUUCUGCAAACGGGCCUUCCCCUCGGUGCACCUGCUGGACAUCCACAUCCUGGAGUGGCAUGACUCCCUGUUCCAGGUCCUGUCCGAAAGGCAGGACAUGUAUCAGUGCCUGGUGGAAGGCUGUGCAGAGAAGUUCAAGACCAGCAAAGACAGGAAAGAUCACCUGGUGAGAUGUCACCUCUACCCUGCGGACUUCCGAUUUGAUAAACCAAAGAAAAGCAGAGGGUAUGCAAGCCCAGCCACACCUGUGGCUGCCGUACAGGCGUCAGCAGAAGCUCCGGGGCAUGACGGGGAGCAGUCAGGAGGGGACGCCAUGGAAGUCUGCUCUGAACACGCGGCCUCCCUCCCAGAGCCCGUGGGCGAGCGACGGACCUCCAGCCACAGAGUACCUUCUACCAUCUGUUUUGGUCAAGGUGCAUCGCGAGGAUUUAAAAGCACCAAGAAAAGAAAGGAAAACCAGUGACAACGUGGACAGAGAGCCAUGGACUCCAAGCUGACCCUGAGCGGGCAGUGGCCUUCCGCAGCACAGGGCAUCAGUGAUGCACUUUCUCUCGCCUUCUGGUGUGGCUGCCCUCAGACCCAGGCCUGUGCCACCCUCUGUGUCAGCCCAGCUCUGUGUCGGCGAACGGCUGUGUGACAGCAGAAGCACUGACAGACCCAUGGAUUCUGGAAAUGGCCCCAACAUAUGCUCUGGUGACUGGAAUGGGGGCCCGCUGUGCCUCCUCCCUCUGCAGGGGCCGCCCUGAGGAUGUGCUGUAUAAAUACAUAAGUAUUUGCCA